Messenger RNA from Macrosiphum euphorbiae (potato aphid), 291 nucleotides. The record is from the annotation of a GenBank genome assembly. NCBI's taxonomy places the organism in Eukaryota, Metazoa, Arthropoda, Insecta, Hemiptera, Aphididae.
AUGAUGCACGCCAAUCGACAGUGGCCCUUCCAGCGAUCCGGUAGCAACGGAAACGGCAUCGUGUACGGUGUCGACUAUAACCACGACGACGGAGGAGGCGCAGAUGACGACGACGACGCCGCCGCCGAGGAGUUUGGUGACUUCGGCGGCGAUCCGACCGCAUCCGGCAGACGGUACUUGACUGUACAGCCAAAACAGUGGUGCACGUCCUACGUGGCUGCCAACCGACAACACUACGUGAGUAUACCAUUACGUGAAUAUAUUAUACUUUCUGCAAAAAUAAUAUUAUAA